AUGACCAGCCGCCCCAACGAAUUCAGCAGCAGCUCGCUCUCGUCUUGGCAGGCGUCAUGGAAUCAGAACAGGGGGAGCUCGGUGGUGACGUCCUCUGAAUACGACGGCUGCAGCAGCCCGGGUGGUCCAGCCAGCAGAAGCUUCAGCACCUCGAGUCUUGGUGGAUACACGUCUUCCUCUUGCCCGUCCGUCUUCAUCAACAAGAAGCUCUUGACGCCGCUGCGCCUAGACCUGGACCCCACCUUCCAGGAGAGGAAGAAGCAGGAGAAAGACGAGAUGAAAAUCCUCAACGACCAAUUCGCAUCCUUAAUUGGGAAGGUCCAAUGCCUGGAGCAGCAGAACAAGGUUCUCACGAUCAGGUGGAGCUUUCUGAAAGAUCAGGACAAUUCCCGUUCCGAGUUAGACAUCAAACUCCUCUACGACCAGUACAUGAGCAAACUGAAGCAAGAGAUGAGGGCUGUCGGCCACGAGCGAGAACAGCUGGAGUCCGAGUUGACCGAGGUGUUGAAAUCCAUGGAUAACAUCCGAAGCAGAUACGAGGAUGAAAUACAUAAACGGAGUGGCUUGGAAUUCACCUUCGUGGAGCUGAAAAGGGAUUUAGACGCUGGUUCCAUGCAUAGAACCGAGCUAGAGGUAAAACUGCAGGGGCUUCAAGAGUUGAUGGAGUUAAAGAAAGCCGUAUACGAGCAGGAGCUUCAGGAGCUGCUGGCAGAAAUCAAGGACAUCUCCAUCGUCAUGGGGAUCGAUAACAGAUGCAACCUUGACCUGAGCCGCAUCGUGGAGGAAGUGAGGGCGCAGUAUGAAGCCCUCGCUUUCAGGAGCUGGGAGGAGGCAGAAGCCCUUACCUGGAGCAAGCUGAACGAAGGAGCCACCCACUCCGCUACAUACAGGGACCAGCUCUUCAGCGGCCGGCGGGAGAUCGCGGAGCUGACCAUACACAUUCAGAAGCUGAGGACCUGCAUCGUGUCCCUGAAGAGCCAGUGCCUGCGUUUGGAAGAGGACAUCAAAGAGGCCGGGGGAAACGGCCAGCUCGCCCUCCGGAACGCUAACACCAAGCUGGCCGAGCUCGAGCAAGCCCUGCACAAAGGCAAGGCGGACCUGGUUGGCUUGGUGAAGGAGUAUCACGAGCUGAUGAACAUCAAGCUGGCCCUGGAUGUGGAGAUCCUCACCUACAGAAAGCUGGUGGAAGGCGAAGAGAGCAGCAUGGAGUCCCCGACGUGCCCUGUCAUCAGCAGCAUCCACUCCAGCCCUAGGCAUUUUUCAUCCAUCUCCAGCUUCUCGGGGUCUUCCCAGCUGGCUUCUCGAGCGAGGGGCAAUUCUACUGAUGGAAUGACCCGAAAUGGAGUGGUGGCAGAGGCCGUCCUCGCCAGGAGCCAGAGUGGCGGCUCAGCAAAUCGGGAUGCAGACGAACGGCCCAGUGGGGCACGUCCGAAGCAUCGCUUGCUGUCCGACGAAGAACACUGCCGUGAGGAGUCGAUCCCUGCGGAAUAGAUGCCAGACGCAUUGCCAACUGCACCUGAACGAGACCAGAAUGCCUUCUCCUGUAGCCCGAUUCUUGCCAACGUCUGCGGGGCCAAGAAUGGGAAUCAACCUCAAACCAGCUCUUCGCAGUGUUUCCUUGACACCUUCCCAACUCCAUCACUGGUUAGAAGCGAGACCUCCAUCCUUUGAACAUGCCCAAUUCUCACACCAGCCCCAGCAAACUCAUCCUGAUUCUACCUCCCUGAGGUGGGGUUCAUAAGGCUUAAUUCAUUGAUGUGCUUUGAGAUCUUCAAACUGAAAGCAAUGCAGAAGGAGGAAGUGUUAUUACUUAGGCUCCAACGAUGAUAAACUGAAGGAUAGUAGCAACAUAGCAGAAGGUAGUAUGGGGGAGCCUGGCGGGUAGAGCACUGGACUCAGGAAACCUGGGUUCUAUUCCUGACUCUGCUGGGCGAGCCAUGUCCCGCCAUAUGCCUCAGUUUCCCCCUCUGUGAAAUGAGGAUAAUGCUGUUGACCUUUGCAGGGAGGUUUGAGAUCUCAGUGCUAGAUAAGAGCUAAAUAUUAUGAGUUAUUUUACCAGUAUUACCAAAAGAUUUCUCGCGUUCCUUCUCACUUUCGUUCUUUGGUUUGUGCGGAUUUGCGUUAGGGUCUCUUUCACCAGCUGAUGAUGUGAUGUGGGCGAACGUUCUCAGCCACAUGAGUUGGCAGAGGCUGUGUUUGGUGAUGUUUCACCACUGGCGCUCUGGCUACUUAGGGGAAAUUUUUGUAUAGACCCAGAAUCCUCAGUCAAAGGCUUUUUUUCCUACUGCCAAUGGGGACUCUAUCUUGAUGGUGUCCUUUAAAAAUAAAAUCAAAUAAUCAUGACCUCGGGUGCAGUGGUGUAAAUCCGGAGCAACUCCGCUGACUUCAAAGGAGCGUGGCCCAGAUGCUGAUCUGAAUUACAGUGCUGUAAAAACGGGUUCACGUCACCUGGGGGGAAUGGCGUUAGGGCCUGUCUGUAAGCUCAUUUCCACUAACAUAAACCCAGAAUGACUCCACAGCAGGUUUAUCCUAGUGUGAUAGAGAUCUUAAAAGAAACCCGUAUGUUUGUAAGUAUCCUUCUCUGUGUUGCUUGAUAAUGGCCCGGUAUAUUGAAACUGAACAUAGUUUAGAAAUCUGUUAUUUUUUACCGUUUCUCCUGGAUUUGGGGGUGCACUUUUCUCAACUGGACAGUAAAGCUAGAUGGGCCAGUUUUACUUGCGGCUCAUGGUGGGUCGAGGAGCCCAAUUCUGCAAGGUGCCGAAUUCUCCUUUACUAGAUGUCUCAACCCCCACUGCCUCCUUUAUUAGAUGCUUCAACCCAGCACCUUGUAUGGUUGGGUGCUCAUGGACUUGCCAUAGGAAAUCCCACUGCACGCUGGCUGUUCCGUAUCCUUUCCGUGCUGACCUCUGCACCCUUUCGCAGAGAAGCAGCACAAGGCGGGGACACCAUUCAAGGUCCACUUAAGCAGGGUGAAGUAGACCCAGUGCACGAGGGAGACCGUCAUCCUCAGAGCUCCUGGAGGUUACAAAAAAUCCAACACGACUGUAAAAGACAAGCCUCAGUGCGGGGAGGGAGGUUAGUUGUUAUUUGUUCUGGGAUAUUUAUUGGUUGUCAUUUAAAGAGAAUAAUCAACAUUAUAUAUAUAUAUAUUUCAUAACGUAUGAGGUCGCUUUUAACUUAAUUCGCUAGAUCCCCAGCUGGUGUAGAUCAACAUGGUCCCAUUGAAGUCAGUGGAGGCAUGCCAAUAGUACGCCAGCAGAGGAUCUGGCUGCGUGUAUAUAUUUGUUUCCCUCUGGCACAAACUCAAGUAUACCCUGCAUUGCAGUAUUGCUUUGUACCAAGGGCCAACGUCUACACAAAGCCAAUGGGCUUGCUCUGCUGGCAAUGAGUCACUUGCGAGGCCCUUUUUGUAUGUUUCUGUUAAGCGUGUUGCAAUAUUUCCACGUGUUUCUGUAGGGUCGCCACCUGCUAUGGCACCCGUGUAACCAGCAUGUCGUCUGCGCUGCGCUAUGGCUGUGUUAUUAAAGUAUUAUUCCGAGUGGGUGUAGCCAUGUGGGUCCUAGGAUAUUAGCAAGACCUGGGGAGUGAGGUCAGAUCUUGUAAUGGGCCAGUUUUUGUUGGUGGAAGGGGAGAGACAAGCUUUCAAGCAUAUCAGAGCUGAAACAGAGCUGGCAGAAACUCCAAAGUUUGUCUCUUUCUGACCCGCUUCGUCUCUUUCAUAAAGUAUUGAGAGGCACGGAAGAGGGGAAAGGAGGGGGGCAUGUCAAUUAUUUCCUUACAGCGUCCUGACAGCUAAGGCGCAAUCCUGCUCUCAGAAGCCAAUUCCAAGCCCCUCUAGAAACAGUUCCUUGGCUAUCGCCUCACAUCAGUGGCUGGAGAGGAAAGCUGGCCUGGGGGCUUGGCGGCAAAUUAGCAGACCUCUGCUCUGCUGUUGGUGACCUAGGGCAAGCCGCUUAGUCUCUCUAUCUCUCUGGGCUUCAGGUCCCCCUCUGCAAAAUGGGGAUCGUCCCACUUCCGUACGCUUGCCAGGGAUGUGGUGAAGGCAAAUACAUUGGAGAUGGUCAGGUACUAUAGUAAAGGGGGUGUCACAGAGUCCCCGGGCGAUGCUCUGGAACUGCUCCCCACAAAGCCAGUCAGGACUUUGGGGAGCCUCCUCUCCCUUGGAGCAGACUGUCUUCAGGGCAAGAAGCUCACACGUCUUCACCUUCCUGGGUCUGACCUUGGAGCAUUCAGCAUAUGCCCCUCUGAGCGUUUCCCACAGCAAGUCCGUCCAGGUGGGGUCCUGGGGAAGCCAGAGGGUUCUGCACCCCCCACUUCACAGUCAGACGUGACUCUUAGCCAGCCAGUAAAACAGAGGUUUAUUAGAUGACAGGAACACAGUCUAAAAUAGAGCUUGUAGGUACAGCGAACGGGACCCCUCAGCCAGGUCCAUUCUGGGGUCCAGCAAGCCAGACAACCCCAUCUUCACUCACUCCCCGUCCCCAGCCAGCCCCGAACUGAAACCCCCUCUAGCCCCUCCUUUCUGCCCUUUGUCUCUU
This is a messenger RNA of Chrysemys picta bellii (western painted turtle), 4538 nucleotides long. RefSeq names its product keratin 80 (gene KRT80). The record is from RefSeq and is a predicted model, not a curated record. Gene Ontology annotation, molecular function: structural constituent of skin epidermis. Gene Ontology annotation, biological process: keratinization; intermediate filament organization. Lineage: Eukaryota; Metazoa; Chordata; Testudines; Emydidae. Gene Ontology annotation, cellular component: keratin filament.